This is a messenger RNA of Purpureocillium lilacinum, 1437 nucleotides long. RefSeq names its product diphthamide biosynthesis protein 1. Gene Ontology annotation, biological process: protein histidyl modification to diphthamide. Gene Ontology annotation, molecular function: 2-(3-amino-3-carboxypropyl)histidine synthase activity. The record is from RefSeq and is a predicted model, not a curated record. Lineage: Eukaryota; Fungi; Ascomycota; Sordariomycetes; Hypocreales; Ophiocordycipitaceae.
AUGGAGGACGAUCGGGCGCAGGUCGAUCUCGGCCUCGCCGCCGACAUCGAAGAGUCUCAGAUGAUGGCUCAGCAGCAACCGCCACCACCAACCCCGGACUCGGCCUCAGCGACGACACCCCAGGAUGGCACUGCGGUCAGGCAGCCGAAGAAGCGUUUCGUCGGGAGAAGAGCCGCCGCAGAGGCUGCCGCGGCCAAGAGCGGCGCGGCAGACACAAGCGGCGAGAGCGGCGCCGUCCAGCCUGCAAAGCCCCGCCGACCGCCGCGGCUGCUCAACAGGGUGCCCCAGGACAUCCUGGACGACCCCAACCUCAAGGAGGCCAUCGCGCUGCUGCCCGCCAACUACAGCUUUGAGAUCCCCAAGACGAUACACAGGAUACGCUCGUCCGCCGCCAAAAAGGUGGCGCUCCAGAUGCCCGAGGGCCUCUUGCUCUUCGCCACCACAAUCUCCGACAUCCUCACGCAGUUCUGCCCGGGGAUCGAGACGCUCAUCAUGGGAGACGUCACCUACGGCGCGUGCUGCAUCGACGACUACACGGCCCGCGCCAUGGGCUGCGACCUCCUCGUGCACUACGCCCACAGCUGCCUCAUCCCCGUCGACGUCACCAAGAUCAAGACGCUCUACGUCUUUGUCGACAUCAGCAUCGACACGGCCCACCUGCUGGCCUCGCUCGAGCGCAACUUCGCCACGGGCAAGACCAUCGCCGUCGUCGGCACCAUCCAGUUCAACGCUACCAUCCAUGGCGUGCGCGGCGCCCUCGAGGCCGCCGGCUUUCGCGUCCUCGUGCCCCAGAUCGCGCCUCUCAGCAAGGGCGAGAUCCUCGGCUGCACGUCGCCCCGCCUCAGCGACGACGACAAGGUCGACCUGAUUCUCUACCUCGGCGACGGGCGCUUCCACCUCGAGAGCAUCAUGAUUCACAACCCCAAGAUCCCAGCCUACCGCUAUGACCCUUACUCGAGGAAGCUCACGCGCGAGACGUACGCACACGAGGAGAUGCAGUCAGUCCGCAUGUCCGCCAUCCGCACCGCCCGCACCGCCAAGCGCUGGGGGCUCAUCCUCGGCUCCCUCGGCCGCCAGGGCAACCCCCACACCAUGGCCCUCAUCGAGCGCCGCUUGACGGAGCGCGGCAUUCCCUUUGUCAACCUCCUCCUCAGCGAGAUCUUCCCCGGCAAGCUCGCCAUGAUGAGCGACGUUGAGUGCUGGGUUCAGGUCGCCUGCCCGCGCCUGAGCAUCGACUGGGGCUACGCGUUCCCCCGGCCGCUGCUGACGCCCUACGAGGCGCUCGUCGUCCUCGGCGAGAAGGAGCAGUGGGAUAAACAGCCCGGAGGAGGUGUCUAUCCUAUGGACUACUACGGAAAGGAAGGGCUGGGCCGCACGCGACCGGCCGUGCAGGAGAGCAGUAGUACACCGGCUACCGCUGUCGUGGGAGCUGGGUAG